AUGCUCUCCGCGCGCCGGUUGCUGCAGCAGCGUCACCCCCUGCCGCGCCGCCCCGCGCUGGCGCCGCUGCAACGUCGUCUCCACCAGCAACAACAACAACAACAGCAGCAGCAGCAGCAGCAGCAACAGCCCAGGGAGAAGCUCUUUGACAAGAUCCUCGUGGCCAACCGUGGCGAGAUCGCCGUGCGCGUCAUGCGCACGUGCAAGAAGCUGGGCAUCCAGACCGUCGCGAUCUACUCGGAGCCCGACGUGAACUCGGUGGCCGUGCGCAUGGCCGACGAAGCCGUGUGCGUCGGCCCGGCGCCGUCGAGCCAGAGCUACCUGAGCAUCCCCCAGAUCCUCGCGGCCGUGCAGCAGACGGGCGCGCAGGCCGUGCACCCCGGCUACGGCUUUCUCUCGGAGAACAAGGACUUUUGCGAGGCGCUCGAGGCCAUCGGCGUCGCGUUCAUCGGGCCUGGCCACGCCGCGAUCCAGGCCAUGGGCGACAAGCUCACGUCCAAGCAGCUGGCCCUGGACGCGGGCGUGCACACGAUCCCGGGCUUCCUGGGCGCGAUCGACUCGCCCGACGACGCCGUGCGCGUGGCGCAGGACAUUGGGUACCCCGUGAUGAUCAAAGCCAGCGCCGGCGGCGGCGGCAAAGGCAUGCGCGUCGCCUACACGGACGAGCAAGUGCGGCUCGGCUACCGCCUGUCGAAAGACGAGGCAGCCAGCAGCUUUGGCGACGACCGGUUGCUGGUCGAGAAGUUCAUUGAAGACCCGCGGCACAUUGAGAUUCAGCUCAUUGCCGACGCACAUGGGAACGUCGUGGCGCUGCCGGAACGCGAGUGUUCGAUCCAGCGGCGGAACCAGAAAGUCGUGGAAGAAGCGCCGAGCGUGUUGCUCGACGCCGCGACGCGCGCGGCCAUGGGCGAGCAGGCGGCGAUGCUCGCGCGGUCCGUGGGCUACGUGAGCGCCGGGACGGUCGAGUUCCUCUGCGACAAGCACCAGAACUUUUACUUUCUCGAGAUGAACACGCGCUUGCAGGUCGAACACCCCGUGACGGAGCUCGUGGCGCGCGUGGACCUCGUCGAGCAGAUGAUCCGCGUGGCGGCAGGACACGCGCUGCCGAAGCGACUGCUGGACGGACCUGUGGCCAGUCACGGCUGGGCCAUGGAGAGCCGCGUGUACGCCGAGGACCCCGUGCGCGGGUUCCUGCCGUCGGUCGGACGCUUGCUGCAGUACAACGAGCCCGUGCAGCUCCCGGGCGUGCGCGUGGACUCGGGCGUCGACGAGGGCAGCGACAUUUCCGUGUUUUACGACCCGCUGAUCUCGAAACUCAUCACGUACGGCGCCGACCGCACCGAGUGCUUGGAACGCAUGAAGGCCGCGCUGGACCAUUACGUGAUCCGCGGCCCGGGCAACAACGUGUCGUUCCUGCAAGACGUCUACCGCCACCCGCGCUUUGUGAGCGGGGCCAUCACGACCAAGUUCAUUGAAGAAGAGUAUCCCGACGGCUUUCGUGGGGUGCAACUCACGCCGCACGAGAUGGAGGACCUCCGCGUGGUUGGCGCGCUCAUGCACGUGAAGAAAGCUGGCGCUAGCAGCAGCCAGAGGGCUGGCCGAGCUCGGUCCGUGUCCACGCAAGAGGCUGCACCGGUCGACUGCCUCAACCGAGACGAGCUGGAAACGGUCUCGGACCACGUGGGCGUUGUGCCUCGCCUACGCGCUCUCACUUCUGACUUGUCGUUGGACGAUGUGGUUGCGCUCGCGGAGCGGAACGCCCUCGAGAAUGUCGGCGUCCAGUUGUUUGUUAGCAUCGAUGGUCCAUUUGGAGAGUCACAGCCGGUGGUUGUCGUGGAAGUCGACGUGGAGAACAGGCAGCACCGACGCGAGACGAUGACGCUGGCCAGAGUUGACAAGAAGUGGCACGUCAUGCGGGACGUUGACUGGUCACUCAAUGGUCCGCUCUUCAAGGCGUCACACACGAAGCAGGACGGGCAAGCGAACGUGUCGUUGGCAUCCCAAAUGCUACAAACGCUGUCGGAGGGUUUCCGCAUCCAGUUCCAUGGCGCUGUGCAUGACGUGAUUGUGCGCAAUGAGCUGGAGGCAACGUACGCCAAGUACAUGCAGCCCAAGCCCACGGUCGACACGUCCAACCUGCUUCUGUGCCCCAUGCCAGGCAUGCUCGUCUCCGUCGCGGUACAAGUCGGUCAGCAAGUAGAAGUGGGUCAGGAGCUGGCGGUCGUAGAAGCCAUGAAGAUGCAGAACGUGCUCCGCGCCGACAAGAAGGGUGUCAUCAAAAGCAUCGCCCGAGCUGCUGGCGGCUCGCUCAAGGUCGACGAGGUCAUCCUCGAGUAUGAAUAA
This is a messenger RNA of Hyaloperonospora brassicae, 2343 nucleotides long. The record is from the annotation of a GenBank genome assembly. NCBI's taxonomy places the organism in Eukaryota, Oomycota, Peronosporomycetes, Peronosporales, Peronosporaceae.